AUGUCGCUGAAAGGCAAGGUAAUUGCCAUCACCGGAGGUGCAUCAGGAAUGGGCCUAGCCACAGCCAAGCUUCUUAGCUCACGUGGCGCAAUCGUCUGCAUUGGAGACAUCUCCCGCGAAUCUAUCGACAGUGUGAUGAGAAGUGUCUUUCCAACACAGGCCAAGGUUUCGGUAGUUGAUGUUUCAAAUCGAAAGUCAGUUGAUGAUUGGAUUGAUGAGAUUUUUAAGGAGUUUGGGAAGCUGGAUGGUGCCGCCAAUUGCGCGGGGAUCAUUAGUAAACAUUUCGGAACAAAGAAGAUUCAGGAAUUGGAGGACGAGGAUUGGGAUAAAAUCAUUGCGGUCAAUCUUACUGGGAUGAUGUACUCUUUGAGGGCUGAGCUAUCAAGGAUGGAAGAUGGUGGAAGUAUUGUCAACAUAGCAUCAGUGGCAGGAACACAAGGUUUCCCAGGAUGCGCUCCUUACGUCGCCAGUAAACAUGGAGUUAUUGGUCUCACUCGUAGUGCUGCGAAAGAAGUCGGUGAUAGAAAUAUCCGAGUGAAUGCUUUGGCUCCAGGUCAAAUCAAUACACCAAUGAUGGCGCAAGCUCAAGAGAUUGGUAUGGAGAGCAUAUUCAAUUCUGCUGUCUUGAAUCGACUUGGUACUGCCGAGGAAAUGGCUGCGAUGAUUGCCUUCUUGUUAAGUGAGGAAAGUUCCUAUGUUACUGGGGCAGUUUAUACUGCAGAUGGUGGAAUGAGUACUUGA
This is a messenger RNA of Sclerotinia sclerotiorum 1980 UF-70, 741 nucleotides long. RefSeq lists its product as hypothetical. The record is from RefSeq and is a predicted model, not a curated record. Bases 1 to 741 code for a protein of 246 amino acids. Gene Ontology annotation, molecular function: oxidoreductase activity. Lineage: Eukaryota; Fungi; Ascomycota; Leotiomycetes; Helotiales; Sclerotiniaceae. The transcript has 2 exons.